Cololabis saira (Pacific saury) is the source of this 1851-nucleotide messenger RNA. It is a transcript of the gene rars2, whose product is annotated as arginyl-tRNA synthetase 2, mitochondrial. The coding region runs from base 93 to 1835 and encodes 580 amino acids. The transcript is spliced from 20 exons. Gene Ontology annotation, cellular component: cytoplasm; mitochondrion. The record is from RefSeq and is a predicted model, not a curated record. Gene Ontology annotation, biological process: arginyl-tRNA aminoacylation; mitochondrial translation. Gene Ontology annotation, molecular function: ATP binding; arginine-tRNA ligase activity. Lineage: Eukaryota; Metazoa; Chordata; Actinopteri; Beloniformes; Belonidae.
ACUUCUGCCAAUGUGAAAGGGUCGUGUGUGUGGAACAUCUCCUAGUUUUAUGGGAAUUAAAACGUUAUAUUUUACCUGCAUGUCGCGGAAUCAUGGCUUCCUUCUUCAGGAGAACCAUUGCAGCUAAACUUGGCAGGACGCUGCAGCAGCCCGAAGAUGUGUUUAUACCAGCUCUGACAGCGAUUACUGUCUUGAAAAAGCAGCAGGAAUCCCCUGACUUCAAACUCUCACUCGGCACCUUACGAGGAAAUGGGGUUUUACCAUCUCACGGGGACAUUCAACAGCAGACGGAACACCUGGCAUCUCAGCUGAAGGAGGACAGCGUGGUGGAAGGUAUCACUACUGGAAAGGCAGUGAUCAACUUUAAAGUGAAUCGCAAGCUCCUGGCAGAGAAAUUGUUGGAGCCAUUUGGAAAGGGAGAAGAUGACAAGUUUGGGUUAAAUAGUGAACUUUUGGACUCUCUGAAGAGAGGAACAACAUUAGUUGAGUAUAGUUCUCCAAAUAUUGCCAAAAAAUUCCAUGCUGGACACUUACGAUCUACAAUUAUUGGUAACUUCAUUGCUAACCUGAAAGAGACUCUUGGAAACAAAGUUAUUCGGAUGAACUACCUCGGAGACUGGGGAAUGCAGUUUGGUUUGCUGGGAGCCGGUUUUGGACAGUUUGGAAGUGUGGAAAAAUUAAAAGAGAAUCCUUUACAACAUUUGUUUGAGGUUUAUGUUCAAGUAAACAAGGAAGCUGAGCACAACCCGGAUGUAAAGCAAGCUGCAAGAGUCUUCUUUAAACAGCUGGAGCAGCAUGAGAGCCAGGCUGUGUCGUUAUGGCAACAGUUCAGAGAGAUCACAGUGAAGGAGUAUCGGCAUGUUUACAAGCGGUUGGGGGUCCACUUUGACGUUUAUAGCGGGGAGUCCUUCCACCAAGAUCAAGCCCAGGAGGCGGUGCGGCAGCUGCAGAGCCGAGGCCUGUUGAAAACCUCCGAAAAGGGGACGGGUGUAGUAGAUCUCUCCCCUCAUGGAGACAUGAGCAGCGUCUGUACGCUACUCCGCAGUGACGGCACAAGCCUCUACAUCACGAGAGAUAUCGCUGCAGCUAUUGACCGCAAGGAGAAGUACUGUUUUGAUGAAAUGAUUUAUGUGACAGACAAAAGUCAAGAGAACCAUUUCUCCCAGCUGUUCCAGAUCCUGCGUGCUAUGGGACAUUCCUGGGCUGACGGGUGUCGCCACGUCUCCUUCGGUCUGGUUCAGGGGAUGAAGACCAGGACGGGUGACGUGGUGUUUCUGGAGGAUGUUCUGGACGAAGUUCGGGCGAGGACGCUCCAGAACAUGAGCCAGACAAACACCACAAAGGAACUGGAGGACGCAGACGACACGGCAGAGAAAGUGGGAAUCAGCGCACUAAUAGUCCGGGACUUUAAAGGUUCCCUGCAUUCAGAUUAUAAGUUUGACUGGGAGCGGAUCCUGCAGUCGCAGGGUGACACCGGCGUCUUCCUGCAGUACACACACGCUCGACUCUGCAGCCUAAUGAGGAAGAAUGAAGGUCUGGCGGCGGCUACGUUCAACCCCUCCCUUCUGGGUGAGCAGACGAGCAUCUCCGUCCUGCAGCACCUCCUUCGUUAUGAGGAGGUGUUGCAUCAGUCGGCCCAGGAUCUGGAGCCCAAACACCUGGUGAACUUUUUACUGAAGUUGAGCCACUUCAUCGCGUCAGCACACAGAGAGCUGCCCGUGAAAGGAAGCCAACAUGACGUUGCACAGGCAAGGUUACGAUUAUUCAGCGGAGCAUGCUCAGUCCUUGCCAACGGGAUGAGGAUCCUGGGAAUCACACCACUUAAUAAAAUGUGAACUUUUUUCAACCCUU